AGACUCUAACACAACGUCCAGUGAAUAUGUCGUCUCCCGUUGCAGAGGGUCACUUGUGCGUGUGUUGUAUGCGGUUGUAUUAUAUCGAUUAAGAUAGCCAAAAUGUCAAAUAAAAAUCAAGUGAAAGAUGAUGUUGUACAAGCAAAAGCGAAACAGAAAGAAGAAUUAAAUAAAAAGAUAAGAGAACAAAAAAUUGUGAUUGAUGAGCUCUCCAAUCUUAAGAAAACCAGGAGGGUGUAUGUGCAGCAGCCCAACAGCCACAUCUUCUUUUUGGCAAACAAAGCUGAGACACUGAGUGCUUCUAAAAAUUCACUGGAAAACAUGAAGAAGGAGUAUCAGGAUGUGUAGAAACAAAACAGGAUUCUUUUAAUUUGGGAGACAGAAAAAAUGAGUAAAACUGGAUGAAUUGCAAACUAAGAUGUGCGGUAUAUGUUGUGUUGUGAGCUUCUCCUCUUUGCCUUCAGAAUUGUCAAAGUUUGUGAUUAAAAAUCUGAAGAACCGAGGACCCAGCUUUAGUCAAGAAAUAACAAAGACGGUGAGGGAUGUCAACGCUCUGUGCUUUUUCUCUGGCCACGUCCUUCAUAUGAGAGGAGUCCUGACCCCUCAGCCAGUGCAAGAUGAAGAUGGAAAUGUCUUCCUAUGGAAUGGGGAGGUCUUUGGUGGUCUGACAGUGGGAACUGAAGAAAACGAUACACAGGUCGUUUUCCGCCAUCUUACUAAAUGCUGCAGCGAUGCAGAGAUCCUGUCUGCUUUGUCAUCUAUUCAAGGACCAUGGGCUUUCCUGUAUUACCAGGCAGACAGACAUAGCCUGUGGUUUGGCAGAGACUUUUUUGGUCGACGAAGUCUUCUCUGGCGAUACAGCAGUGAAGGGAAAUCGAUUGCUGUGUCGUCUGUGUCCUCAGAUCCUGGUACCGGGCAUGAACAGUGGGAGGAGGUGCCAGCUUGCGGAGUUUAUAGGAUUGAUUUAAAGGCAUCUUCUUGUUCAGGUUUCUUGGUUCUAGAGUUUUAUCCUUGGGCUUAUUCUUGUGACAUCCAGUUACCUGUAAAUCAUGAAGUGAAACGAGAGGACUUACCUUCCUUUGUCUCUUUAGUAAUGAAUGAAAAUGGACUCUUCCUGCACGCUCCGGUUGUUCCCCUAAAUAGUGUCAUCCCUGAGAGUCUGCCAGUUGCAGAGCACAUAUUUGGCUCUCAGCCAUCUUUUAAAGACCUUGAUGUCUUUUUGGAGGAUGUCAAGAAGAAGAAACUUGCUCAGCAGCUUAUAGAUGUUUUAAGUGAGGCAGUGAGGCGGAGGGUCCAGUCUCUUCCUAAAGAAAGCCAGGCAGAGUCUCCUCUUGAUGACAAAGCUGAUAUUGCCAUCCUUUUUUCUGGUGGGAUUGACUCUAUGAUUCUUGCUGCCCUAGCAGACCGUCAUGUUCCUUUAGAAAAGCCAAUUGAUCUUUUGAAUGUGGCCUUCCAGUUGCAGGAACCAAAGAAGCCGAAAGGAUCUACCAGAAACCAAAAGCACAAGCACAUUUCAGAAGCAGUUCCCCAUUUGGAAGCAACCAGGACAGGUUGUGGGAUAUCCAAAGAAUCUGGCUGUUUUGAUGUGCCUGAUAGAAUUACUGGCAGAGCUGGUGUGCAGGAGCUACAGGCAGUAAGCCCAAAACGAAAAUGGAAUUUUGUGGAAAUUAAUAUCUCAAAGGAGGAACUUCAAGAAACGAGACAAAAGCGCAUCACUCAUUUGUUGUAUCCAUUAGAUACGGUCCUGGAUGACAGCAUUGGUUGUGCAGUUUGGUUUGCUUCCAGAGGAACUGGUUUUGCAGCAGGAGGCAAGGAACAGCAACCAUAUACCUCAACUGCAAAGGUCGUGCUCACUGGAAUUGGUGCGGAUGAGCAGCUGGCUGGGUACUCCCGCCACCGCCUUCGCUUUAAAACCUCAGGACUGCGGGGUCUUGUCCAAGAGCUAGAGAUGGAACUGGGCAGGAUCUCUUCACGGAACCUCGGCAGGGACGACAGAAUUAUUGGAGAUCAUGGGAAGGAAGCCAGGUUUCCCUUCCUGGAUGAAGAGGUGGUUAGCUUUCUGAAUGCUGUGCCGGUGUGGGACAAGGCCGACCUGUCCCUGCCCCGCGGACUGGGAGAGAAGCUGCUCUUGCGCCUGGCUGCCAGGGAGCUGAACCUCACAGCCUCCGCAGCGCUGCCAAAGAGAGCCAUGCAGUUCGGCUCCAGAAUAGCCAAGAUGGAGAACAGCACCGAAAAGGCCUCUGACAAAUGCAGCAGACUCCACAUGACAUAAAUCUCGCCGUUUUAUUGUCAGGAUGAAAGUGUAGCUUUGUAACUAAAACACAAUCUUUGUUUUAAAAAUAUUAAAAUAUAUUGUCCAUAAA
This is a messenger RNA of Lepisosteus oculatus (spotted gar), 2363 nucleotides long. It is a transcript of the gene asnsd1, whose product is annotated as asparagine synthetase domain containing 1. Gene Ontology annotation, molecular function: asparagine synthase (glutamine-hydrolyzing) activity. NCBI's taxonomy places the organism in Eukaryota, Metazoa, Chordata, Actinopteri, Semionotiformes, Lepisosteidae. The record is from RefSeq and is a predicted model, not a curated record.